Messenger RNA from Spinacia oleracea (spinach), 1172 nucleotides. RefSeq lists its product as uncharacterized. The transcript has 4 exons. Bases 371 to 811 code for a protein of 146 amino acids. Lineage: Eukaryota; Viridiplantae; Streptophyta; Magnoliopsida; Caryophyllales; Amaranthaceae. The record is from RefSeq and is a predicted model, not a curated record. Gene Ontology annotation, molecular function: structural constituent of ribosome; small ribosomal subunit rRNA binding. Gene Ontology annotation, cellular component: ribosome. Gene Ontology annotation, biological process: translation.
CAAAUUACCUUACCUUGCUUUUCCUUCAUUUUCGCACAACAGAGGUUUUUCCCUCAACUUCAUUUCCGUCCCCACCGCCCCCACAUCUCCGCCGCCCCACAUAUCCGUUGCGGCGUCACUACCGUCAUCUUCUCCAGCACCGUGCUUGCGCCCAAAGGAAGCAGAGUAGAAAAGAGAAAUGAUUGAAGGGCAUCAGGAAUUUUUUGAGUUUGAUUGAAUUCAAAUAGCAAUUUUUUUUAACAAACUUUUAAUUUGAAUUCUUGAGCUUGAGGAAAUGUAGGCCGGUGGUGGUUUUGUUCAUGAGAAGAUAAUGUAUUAGAUUGGAAGUAUUUCAGUAGUGACUGAGGAUAAUUACAUCAAGUAAUUAAAGAUGCCACUCUAUGACUGUGUGCUAUUACUGAAACCUCAUGUGAAGCGGGAAUCCUUGAUGGACUUGGUUGCUAGGGUGGGGAAACACGUUUAUGCUCGAAAUGGUGUGCUGGCGGAGAUAAAGACCUUUGGAACUGUUCAUCUGGGUUAUGGUAUUAAGAAGCUUGAUGGAAGAUACUUUCAGGGACAACUAAUGCAGAUGACCAUGAUGGCAACACCCAAUAUAAACAAGGAGCUUCAUUACUUGAACAAAGAAGACCGACUUUUACGAUGGCUCAUUGUGAAACAUCGAAACACAAGGUUUGGGCUUGACAGCAUGGAUGAUGAAUAUUUAAGAAGUGAACUAAAGAAAUUCGAUGAGCGUAGCAUAUAUGAUUUAAAUAAAGAUGAAGACAAAGAUGAUGACGAGUAUGAUGACGAGGCCGAGAAGCAAGAUGGUUGAGGAUCAUGGGAUAUUGCAAAUCAUAUGCAACUCUCUACUGAUGUUCUUUUAGGUAGAUUUGCUGCUGUUUUAAACAUUUGUACCUUUUUUUUUUGCUUUUUAAUCUAAAGACUAUCUACUUCAUCUGUCCGAAAUAAGUCAUAUACUCGGAUUAUCUCAUUUUCCUCAAUUUUUUAGGAUUUUGUGGGGUUUUGUUAGAAUGCCUUUAGAACUUAAUUGCUGUCAACUAUUCUCAUCCAAAUUGCAGUCAUGUGCUUGUUGAAACCUUCAAUUAUGUACAGCUAGAUGACCUGGAGGUAUCUCUUAACUAUCAUUUGUCAGUAUAUAUAAAAGUGUACCGUUAUUCGGCCCUUCUUUACUA